Saccharomyces mikatae IFO 1815 is the source of this 399-nucleotide messenger RNA. It is a transcript of the gene SWC7, whose product is annotated as Swc7p. The coding region runs from base 1 to 399 and encodes 132 amino acids. NCBI's taxonomy places the organism in Eukaryota, Fungi, Ascomycota, Saccharomycetes, Saccharomycetales, Saccharomycetaceae. The transcript has a single exon. The record is from RefSeq and is a predicted model, not a curated record.
AUGGAUUAUCCUUCAAAUAUUGUGUUAUUGUUACUGCAAAUAGUUUUGCAGCGUCAACAAACCCUAGCUCAUCGGGACAAAUCGCUUCAUCUGCAGGAGCUGUUAAGGGAGCCCAUUAUCGAUGGUGACAUCCUAAUGGAGUUCAAGAAACAUAAGUUGGUGCAAUUUUAUGGGCCUCAAUAUUGCCAUGAUAUAUCCUUAAGAGGCCUCAAGACAUUGGUGAAGGAUAUUUUCGCAAACGGGAUUCCCAACGUCACACCACAUUCAGAAACAAAUGAACCAGUGACUGUGGUAGCACUGGCCAAUUACUACUAUGUACAAAGGAUCAACGAACUACAAGAGACAGAACUACCUCAAUUGAAAGAGAUAUUGCUCAGAAAGCUGGAGCACAUGACCUAG